CCCUGAGGUUUUACAAUGAGGGGCCUGAAAAUGUGAACAUCCUGAGUGCUGCAGCCACCAUGCCCCCGGUGGCCACCUGGUUUGUGGCCGGGUUACCCCCCCAGCUGAGCGUGGCUGCAGUGAAGGGCAGCGGAGCCCCAGCGCCGUCCUGCUGUCUGAUUGUGUCCCAGUGCUGACAGGGGAGGGGAGGAAGGACGCAGGGAGAGAAUAUGGGCAACUCAUCUAAGAAGGAGGCCGCUGAAGGGGGAGAGGGUGGUGGGGUGGCAGAGGAGGGCGGACAGGGUGAGAUGCGGGUAGAAGAGAAUGAGGAAGAGGAGGAUGAGAAUACAUCAAAAGAAGAGGAAGAACCACAGUGGGACCAGGAACUGCCUAUACGGGUAGAGGAUGAUAUUGAAGCUAAAGAAAUGUUUCUGAACAUGAGCUACUGUAGAAUGUACAACCUGCCGACUCGUAUCUGCUCACUAACAUACCUGGUGAAACUGUACCUGAGUAAUAACCGCCUACAGACUUUGCCGAAGAGCCUGGCCCAGCUGCAAGGAUUACACCUGCUGGCGCUCGAUCAGAACAAAAUGGAUGAUCUGCCAGUGGUCGUGUGCGAGCUGGUCAAUCUCACCCACCUCUACGUGAGCAACAACAAACUCAUGACCUUGCCUGUGGAGAUGGUCAACCUGCGCAAACUGCGCUGCCUCUGGUUGGACGGUAACUACUUCAUGAAUUUCCCUCGGCUCCUCAUGAAAUUGCCCAACCUGAAUGCGUUGCAGCUGGGGGACAACAUGCUGAGGACGCUGCCGAAUGACCUGUGGUGCAUGUCAGCACUGCGCUGUCUCUGGCUCUAUGGCAACCGCUUCAAGAAGUUUCCACAUGUGCUACUGCGCAUGGAGGCCAUAGAGGUUCUGGACUUUGACAGCAACAGGCUCACCAAGUUGCCUGAACUAGAUCAUAUGCCGGCCCUGCGCCUGUUCUCCUACGACCAUAAUAUGGUGAAAUAUCCCCCUCUUGUGCGUGAGGAGGCAUUGGUGGUGGGAAGGGGGGCAGAUUUAUACCUGGAGAAAAGGCAGAAGAAGAAGGAUGAUCUGAAGAAGGCAGCCCAAACGGAGGCCAAGACGAAGGCUGAGAUGGAUCACAAGACGUUUCUCAGGAUGAUGUUCACGAAGUCCGGCACCGUGUCAUCUGGCAUGGGGCCAGAGCAAGAGCAGGAGCCAAUCAUCCAUGGAAUCCUGAAGAACUCCACCUCCUUUGACCGGCGGCCCAAUAGCGUGGCUGAUGGGAUGGCAGAGGGUACGGGGCGAAUGAAAUAUGAUGGGGAGCAGGAGGAGCUGCUGUAUGAGGACGGCAUGGAGUACAUUCAAGACCCGCUGGUGUAUCAGGGUUCGACUCGGCAGACAAGGCUGGCGAAGGAAGGUGAGGAACCAGAGAGGUGUUAG
This is a messenger RNA of Brienomyrus brachyistius, 1424 nucleotides long. Its product is annotated as leucine-rich repeat-containing protein 10B-like. The transcript has a single exon. Gene Ontology annotation, molecular function: protein binding. NCBI's taxonomy places the organism in Eukaryota, Metazoa, Chordata, Actinopteri, Osteoglossiformes, Mormyridae. The coding region runs from base 210 to 1424 and encodes 404 amino acids. The record is from RefSeq and is a predicted model, not a curated record.